Messenger RNA from Schizosaccharomyces japonicus yFS275, 1002 nucleotides. RefSeq lists its product as hypothetical. Gene Ontology annotation, biological process: methionyl-tRNA aminoacylation; tRNA aminoacylation for protein translation. Lineage: Eukaryota; Fungi; Ascomycota; Schizosaccharomycetes; Schizosaccharomycetales; Schizosaccharomycetaceae. The transcript has 2 exons. The coding region runs from base 1 to 1002 and encodes 333 amino acids. Gene Ontology annotation, molecular function: nucleotide binding; aminoacyl-tRNA ligase activity; ATP binding. The record is from RefSeq and is a predicted model, not a curated record.
AUGAAUCCAAACACUUUCUUGAGAUCUACUUUGAAAAAUAAUAAGCCAUUUUUCAUUACAACACCGAUAUUCUAUGUAAAUGCACGUCCUCAUGUAGGUCAUUUAUACACGCUGCUACUGGUUGAUGCGAUAGCCCGGUACAACAAACUAAAAUCCAACGUGUCUGUCAUCUCCACCACUGGAACUGAUGAGCAUGGUAUGAAAAUACAAAAAGCUGCACUGGCAGCUGGUAUGAAGCCGCUUGAGUUUUGUUCCCAAAAUUCCCAACACUUUGCAAAUUUAGCAGUGAAGGCUAACACGGACUUCACUCACUUCAUUCGUACUACCAAUAAACAUCACGUUUAUGCAGUACAUAACUUUUGGGAGGCGUUUAGUAGCAAGUGGAUGCGUUUAUACAUCACAACAUUCCAGGUUGGAAAGAAUUACCAUUUUCGAUUAAGUCAUUGGACACAAACAUUAUUGCGACACUAUCAUCAACAUCCUGACUUCGUGCAACCCGCUGUGUACCACGACGCCGUGGUCGCUGAGCUGGAAAGGGGUUUGAAAGAUUUGAGCAUAUCCCGGCCAACCAGCCGCAUUCCCUGGGGCAUUUUGACUCCAGGUGAUCCAACCCAAACAGUGUAUGUUUGGUUAGACGCUCUUGUAAAUUAUGUCUCUGCAAUUGGUUACCCUUGGCAAUUCUCAAUUAAUGGAACAGACCAGUGGAUGGCCGGCCGAUGUGCAUGUCAUUGGGAAAGAUAUUGGUGCGGUUUUCAUUGCAUUUAUUGGCCAGCAUUCUUACUUGCUGCCGGACUUAAACUUCCUAAACACAUUCUUGUUCACGGCCACUGGACGAUGAAAGACAUGAAAAUGUCCAAGUCGCGAGGAAAUGUCGUUGAUCCUUUUCAGUUGCUCGAACGCUAUGGUGUCGAUUCCGUGCGAUAUUACCUACUGAAACAUGGCCGACUAGCAAACGAUGCAAAUUUUGACGAGAACGGUAUUCAAAGCACAUUGGAAUCGUGA